Messenger RNA from Hypoxylon fragiforme, 1843 nucleotides. RefSeq lists its product as uncharacterized. The transcript is spliced from 3 exons. Gene Ontology annotation, biological process: nucleocytoplasmic transport. Gene Ontology annotation, molecular function: structural constituent of nuclear pore. The coding region runs from base 207 to 1652 and encodes 481 amino acids. Gene Ontology annotation, cellular component: nuclear pore. Lineage: Eukaryota; Fungi; Ascomycota; Sordariomycetes; Xylariales; Hypoxylaceae. The record is from RefSeq and is a predicted model, not a curated record.
AAUCGAUCAAAAAAGUUCCAGACAAAUUUAACAACUCCAGAAUCCAAAUCAAUCAUCCAGCAAUUCCAACAAUUCCAACAAUUGUUUCAUUCCCAACCCUCAAUACACAUAUACAAACCAACACAUGUGGAUGUAAAGCUGAAUACACCACUUGUACUCACCCUAAUACAUUCCUGGCAUUCCAUCCACUGUUGGUUUUUUAAGUUAUGGCUCUUUCAAGAUCGGCAAGUGGUCCAGGCGGCCUAUCCAUUAAUACAUCUUCAGCUAAUUUAUUUGGAUCAAGCAGUAGCCAGCCUCCAGCACAAGGAGGCUUGUUUGGUUCGACCUUAACAUCACAACCUGCUGCUGCCUCGAGUCUAUUCGGAAAUGCUUCCACACCUAAACCUGCCGCGAGUGGUAGUCUAUUUGGAAACGCCGCACCUUCCUCCACUCCCGCCGCCGCUUCUCAACCACAACAAUCUACCUCUCUAUUCGGAUCAUCCUCUACCGCAACAUCUCAGCCUCAACAAACGGGCACCAGCUUAUUCGGAGGAGGAACAAAUACUGCCACUACCAAUCAACCUCAACAGUCAGGCGGGCUCUUCGGUAGCUCACAGCCUGCCCAACCGCAAACGCAAAACCAAACCCAAGGCACCAGUAGCCUAUUCGGCGGCAGCAUCGGCGGUCAAUCGACAUCUACUGGAGGGGGCUUGUUUGGUGCCUCGACGAAGCCACCCGCAACAAACACCGGCGCUGCUGGAACUAGCAUGUUCGGCCAGGCUCCUCAACAACAGAAGUCCAGCCUUUUUGGUAGUAGCUUCGGUCAACCGGCGCAACCCCAAUCGAACCCUCUCGCACAAUCCCAGCCGCAACCUUUCUUGGGCUUAGGUGGAUCACUCGGCAUAGGCCUCACUAUGGGCCAAUCAGCCCAACCGACUGUUCCUGGCGUACGUAUAGAUGUUAGCAACCUCAAGGGCACUACGCGCUUCAACGAUCUUCAGGAGGAUUUGCAAAAGCAGGUGGAACUCGUCGAUAUGUUCAUUCAACAGCAAAUGCGGAACAAGGACGAAGUCGACUCCUUCAUGCCCGGCCACAAAGAGAUGCUGGAGAGUCUCCCUGCCGAUGUCAGUUACGUUGCGAAGAAAUAUGAGAGUGCCCAUAGUGCCCUAGCAUCAGCUGCCCAGGCAAUUGAGGCAGCUCGUGUCUUGGUCGCCCAGGAUAUAGACCAUGCGCGACUUAGCCUUCGUGCCAUCGAUAAUCUGAAGCUCCCUGAGCAAUAUCACACCUCGGGUAUAUGGUCACCCAGGCAGCAAACGGCUGGUAACGCGAAUACGGAAGCGGACGGACAGGAUCUUAUCAGCUUUUUCUCGGCGGCAGCUGACGAUAUGGAGGAGCAAGUACGACGAUACGACAAGAAUAUGGGCGAGAUUGAGAUGCAUAUGCAUGGUGUCAACGACAGUCUCGCAGAGCAGCUACAGAAGACGAUGGCGAACCAGAACGGCGCCUCAUCCGGCCCUAACGAGAAAGCCCAGGAGCUUAGCGCAGUGCUGAGGGAGUUGCAGCAAGGAAUAUUGAAGGUGGCUAGCGAUGUUGCUAGUACGAGAGAGGGUGUGACUCAGCUGCAAUGGGGCAACUUCAUCAACAGCAAUGACGAUCGCAACGGUGUGUUUUGAUAAAGAAAUUGAGUACUCCACGAGGUUUGGUGUUGGACAGUGGACUAGAUACCCAAAUGAGGAAAUGAGUUAGUAGCUUGAUGUCUAAUCACGAGAACCACCUGACGAGCCUCAUUUUCCCGUGCGGAGGAUCGCUCGGAGAAUUAGGACUAAAGGCACGGGCACGGAGUUGGGCGACGCAAGAGUAAGGU